AUGUACAUGGUCAUUAUGGACUACGUCGAAGGCACCUCACUCUACUUUACACAGGAGGAGCUUCGGGAUCGCGAGAAGAUAUACAACGACGUGGAGAGGGCAGUCAAACUGCUACACGAGCAAGACCUUGUAUUCGGCGACCUCCGAGUCCAAAAUAUCGUUUCUAGACCGGAUGGAGGUGCUAUGCUGAUCGAUUUUGACUGGUAUGGGCUCCAGGUGUAG
Messenger RNA from Fomitiporia mediterranea MF3/22, 222 nucleotides. RefSeq lists its product as uncharacterized. The transcript is spliced from 2 exons. Gene Ontology annotation, biological process: protein phosphorylation. NCBI's taxonomy places the organism in Eukaryota, Fungi, Basidiomycota, Agaricomycetes, Hymenochaetales, Hymenochaetaceae. The record is from RefSeq and is a predicted model, not a curated record. Bases 1 to 222 code for a protein of 73 amino acids. Gene Ontology annotation, molecular function: protein kinase activity; ATP binding.